UUGUGUGUAUCAGCUGAUACCGGAAAUUAUGGCGAUAUGGAACGUGUAGUGGAGAUGCCGAACAACGGUGGUGAGAGUUUCUCCCUGGCCGGCCCAUCCACCACCCCCCGCAAGCGACAGGUGCGUUUUUCCGCCCGCCACGACAUCCUCCUCCUCCGCGAGGUGAUCGCGCAGAACCCCUUCUGUUCCAAGGAGUCAGGUCGUAUCUGGGCCCGCGUCGGGGAGAUCAUCACCGCUGCCCUGCAGGAUGAGAACUUUGAGGUGGAUGCCAGGAGGUGCAGGGAGAGGACCAUGCUGCUACUGGACUACUACAAGAAACAGGACUUCCCCAGCCUGCGCAGAUUUGGAACCGACAGACUGUAUGCCCAGAAGGAGGACCUGCUACACGAGGUGCUGGAGCUGGAAGCAGAGAAGGGUCUCCUAGCCAGUGGGGAGAGCACCAAGUACCAGGAGGAGGAACUGAGGAAGAGAGCCCUGGAGGAGCUGUCUGCACCUGAGCAGGACAAACCCAACAUCAUCUCUAUGCAAGCAGUGCCACCCCCUGAUCUCCACCACGGCCCUCCUCCCCCCUCCUCCCUCGCUGCCGUCCCCGCCACCCCGGAGCCCGAGGAGGAGCAGGAGGAGCUGGCCGAGCUGGCCGACCUGUCCUCCGCCCCCAUGGCCAAGCGGCCGUGCCAGUGCUGCUGCCAGACCUACUCCGAGAUCCUCAGCUUCCUGGAGAAGCGCUACGAGGCGGAGCAACGCCUGCGGGAGGAGGAGCUGUCCCUGAGGAGGGAGGAGCUGGAGGUCCAGCGGAGCAAGAUCGCCCUGGAGCGCGAGCGCCUGGGCGCCGACAGGAAGGAGAGGGAGCGGAGGUUCGAGCUGGAGAGCCAGGAGAGGCAGGUUAUCCUGGACCUGCUGAAGGAGAAGGUGCUCAAGAGCUGAGGGGGGGGGGUGGGGGGGGGUGACGAGCCCCUCAGAGACUGUUCAGGAACUAUGGGACACCUUCAUACACUGUCCACAGGCGUACGGGUGGCUGUCGAAUAAUUCUCUAAUGUGCUUAACUUGCUGUUUCUGUGACGAGAUGUUUUUGUCAAAAGGCUCUCCAUGCAAAGUGAUCUCCCACUGGUCUGUAAUAGUUUAGUCAGUUCAUGUUUGUAAAUAAUUGGUAUUCACUGGGAAAAAUAUGCAGAGUAGAAACUUGACUACAGAAUAUGAUCACAAGGCCAAUUUAUUUGACAAGUCAAUUGUGUACCAUAUGAUACACGUUUUUUAUUCUACAAAAUGUACCCCAAUCAUUUUAACAAGAAACAUAUGAACUGGUAUUGUAAGUAUUCUAUUAAAUAGUAGAUUUAUUAGGCAAUAUACUACAUUAGUAUGCAACUAAGUAUG
This is a messenger RNA of Hypomesus transpacificus, 1371 nucleotides long. RefSeq lists its product as uncharacterized. Lineage: Eukaryota; Metazoa; Chordata; Actinopteri; Osmeriformes; Osmeridae. The coding region runs from base 37 to 924 and encodes 295 amino acids. The transcript has 4 exons. The record is from RefSeq and is a predicted model, not a curated record.